CGGCGACUCGCUUCCCUUGCCGCGCCUCUUCCCUUACGCUACUUCCGCCGAAGCGGUGGCGGGAGAAUUCAACGGCGAAGAGGAUCUUGAAGGGAAGCCGCCGCAGGCCGCAAUGGCGGGAGGAGGCCGCGCCGGGCCCAGGAGGGCUCGCUCCGCUGGGGAGGCCCGGGCAGGUGCUGUUAAUGCUGUUGCUGCUUCUCCCUCGCGGCGGCGCCGGUCGGAGAGGAUCGCGUCGCCCUCGGCUGAGCCCGUGUCGCAGGGGAAGCCGAGCCCGGUGGCGAGCAAAGUGCCAGGCGGCAAACUGACAUCUGGACCAUUUGCAAUGCGGCCGGUCACUGUGAAAAAGAUCAUGCCACGAAAUCGGCAGAUAAAAGAAACAGCCUUAAUUCCUCGUCGGAGUCCAAGGAAUUCAUUAAAAGAAGACAAGGAAAACAUUCCUUUGAGAGCCACAGAGGUUGAAAACAUUCCUCUGAGAACCACAGAGGUUGAAAGUAAUGCCAAGGUGGAACUGAAGCGUUCUCCCCUGCACAACUCUUUGCAUCCUGAGGACGAGGCCUUACCGGCAGGGACCGACCUCCUGCCCCCAGUCAGUGCUGAUGACGAGCAAGAACUGGCCAGGCCAAAAAGAGUACGCCGGUCUUACAGCCGCCUGGAGAACCCCUUAAGCUACAGUUUCCUGGGGAGGCGACAAGAUUCUCCCAGCUCCGGCCUCUCGGACACUUCCACACCUACCCAUGGCCCAGUCAAGCGGCAAACUCUUUUUGGCUUUGAUAAGCUUCUGGUUCCAGGUGAGCUCGCCAACAUCUCUCCUGUGAACACAGCUGUUCCCCAGAAGUCAACAGUGGCAGAGCCUGGAGCCAUCAAUGAGAGAGACACAGACAUCCCAGGUAUCUCAUUUGUCAGGGAAAAACGAAGGAAGAAGAAGAUGCCACAAUUUGAUGUAUCACAGCUGGAUGAAUGGGCAGCCCAGAUGAACGCGGAGUUUGAAGAAGCGGAGAGAUUCGACCUCCUUGUGGAAUAAAGUCUCCUCUUUCACUGGAGUGCUGCCUGUCUGCUCAUUGAGUGCUCUUUGUUCACAAAUUUUGGGCUUGUCCUGUGGAGCUCUUCCGGUUCUCCAAACCCAGAAAGCAGUACGUUUCUUUGCUGCCAGGUGGACUUGGUGGCAAAUCGCAAACUGGGUAAUGAUGUUGUACAGGUCCAGCUACUGGGUGAUGACUUUCCCUUGAGUUUUGACACUGGCGGAAGCAAGGACGACAGCUUCUGGCUGCAUCCCAUGUAAUACUUGCUAAAUAGCCUGCCUUGUGCAUUUGAAACAUCACAUCUGCGUGAUCUGCCUGUGUUCAUUCUGUUUUUAUUCUGUAUUUUAAAAAGGCUGUUUAUCCUUUUCUUCAUAGGUUGGCAGGUAAAUAAUAAUUACUUGGACUAUUCAAAAUGUGCUAAGGUAUCAUUGCACCAACAGAACAUUGCUGUAUUUUUAAAUUCAGUGGGUUUUUCUAAAAAAUAUAUAUAUUCUGUGUUGGCUUUCUGUGUUUAUAAUUCCUACUUUGGAGCAUAGAGUGAAAUACCAGCUCUUCUUGAUUUUUAGGGGCGAUACAUUUUAUUACUAUUUUUUUUGCAGUGAAAUGUCACCAACAGAGUGACAUUAGUCCAUGGUUGGUAAUUCUUAUCAUGUACUUGUUAAUGGUGAGGUGGGCUGGUUGCCUGAGGCUCUUUCACUGGUUUUCUCUGGCUGUGUUUCUGUUUCUCAGUGCACUUGUUUAAGAGUAAGUACAGAAGAAAUAAUGGGCAUUCUCUCACUUCAUGCUGACAUUUCCUUGUUGGAAAAAGAACUCCCCCAUGUACACCUGCUCCAUUGGUUGGUUUGGAGAGUUUCUUCAUGGUGACACAGUGUGUUGUAUAAGCAGGGAAAAUGUCAAAAAGCACAAAUUACUGGGAGGGUUGGGCAGUGAGGGAAGCGUGCCAUGUUUGGGUUCAAAACAUUUUAUAGCAAUAAUAUGUUUAAUAAAAAAAAUACUUCCAUGUUCA
Molecule: messenger RNA, 2025 nt
Organism: Podarcis muralis (Common wall lizard)
Lineage: Eukaryota; Metazoa; Chordata; Lepidosauria; Squamata; Lacertidae
Gene: CDCA5
Product: cell division cycle associated 5
Biological process (GO): mitotic sister chromatid cohesion; double-strand break repair; mitotic metaphase chromosome alignment
Cellular component (GO): nucleus
Source: RefSeq, a predicted model, not a curated record